Molecule: messenger RNA, 3397 nt
Organism: Myotis lucifugus (little brown bat)
Lineage: Eukaryota; Metazoa; Chordata; Mammalia; Chiroptera; Vespertilionidae
Gene: JPH4
Product: junctophilin 4
Exons: 5
Coding region: 1-1887 (628 amino acids)
Biological process (GO): regulation of synaptic plasticity
Cellular component (GO): junctional membrane complex; plasma membrane; endoplasmic reticulum membrane
Source: RefSeq, a predicted model, not a curated record
AUGUCCCCCGGGGGCAAGUUCGACUUUGACGACGGGGGCUGCUACGUGGGGGGCUGGGAGGCGGGGCGGGCACAUGGCUACGGCGUGUGCACCGGGCCCGGCGCCCAGGGCGAGUACAGCGGCUGCUGGGCGCACGGCUUCGAGUCACUGGGCGUCUUCACGGGGCCCGGCGGACACAGCUACCAGGGCCACUGGCAGCAGGGCAAGCGUGAAGGGCUGGGCGUGGAGCGCAAGAGCCGCUGGACGUACCGCGGCGAGUGGCUGGGCGGGCUGAAGGGGCGCAGCGGCGUGUGGGAGAGCGCGUCCGGCCUGCGCUACGCCGGGCUCUGGAAGGACGGCUUCCAGGACGGCUACGGCACCGAGACCUACUCCGACGGAGGCACCUACCAGGGCCAGUGGCAGGCCGGGAAGCGCCACGGCUACGGGGUGCGCCAGAGCGUACCCUACCAUCAGGCGGCGCUGCUGCGCUCACCCCGCCGCACCUCUCUGGACUCCGGCCACAGCGACCCCCCGACGCCGCCCCCGCCCCUGCCCCUGCUCGGCGACGAGGGAGGCAGCCCGGCCUCCGGCUCUCGGGGCGGCUUCGUGCUAGCCGGGCCGGGGGACGCUGACCGCGCGUCCUCCCGCAAGCGCACCCCCGUGGCCGGCGGCUUCUUCCGCCGCUCGCUGCUGCUUAGCGGGCUCCGCGCGGGCGGGCGCCGCAGCUCCUUGGGCAGCAAGCGAGGGUCCCUGCGUAGCGAGGUGAGCAGCGAGGUGGGCAGUACAGGGCCCCCCGGCUCUGAGGCCAGCGGGUCCCUGGCCCCCGCGCCGCCCGCCCUCAUCGAGGGCUCGGCCACCGAGGUGUAUGCGGGCGAAUGGCGCGCGGACCGUCGCAGCGGCUACGGCGUGAGCCAGCGCUCCAACGGGCUUCGCUACGAGGGCGAGUGGCUGGGCAACCGGCGGCACGGCUACGGGCGCACCACCCGCCCCGACGGCUCGCGUGAAGAGGGCAAGUACAAGCGCAACAGGCUGGUGCACGGGGGGCGCGUGCGCAGCCUCCUGCCUCUGGCCCUUCGGCGGGGCAAAGUCAAGGAGAAGGUGGACCGGGCCGUCGAGGGCGCCCGUCGAGCAGUGAGUGCUGCCCGCCAGCGCCAGGAGAUUGCCGCUGCCAGGGCAGCAGACGCCCUUCUCAAGGCAGUAGCAGCCAGCAGCGUUGCUGAGAAGGCUGUGGAGGCUGCUCGAAUGGCCAAACUGAUAGCCCAGGACCUGCAACCCAUGUUAGAGGCCCCAGGCCGCAGACCCAGGCAGGACUCAGAAGGUUCCGACACAGAGCCCUUGGAUGAGGACAGCCCUGGGGUGUACGAGAACGGACUGACCCCCUCAGAGGGCUCCCCUGAACUGCCCAGCAGUCCUGCCUCCUGCCGCCAACCCUGGCGACCCCCAGCCUGCCGGAACCCACUGCCUCCUGGAGGGGACCGGGGUCCCUUCUCCAGCCCUAAAACUUGGCCUGAGGAGUGGGGGGGCCCGGGUGAGCGGGCAGAGGAACUAGCUGGCUAUGAGGCCGAGGAUGAGGCUGGGAUCCAGGGCCCAGGACCCCGAGAUGGUUCCCCACUCCUUGGACGCUGCAGUGACAGUUCCGGAAGUCUUCGCGAGGAGGAGGGGGAAGAUGAAGAGCCCCUGCCCCUCAUAAGGACCCUAGGGGCCUCGGAGCCUGAGCCCCUGGCCACACCAGUCCUGAGGGGCUCCUCCUCAAGGGGUCCUGAAGCUGGGUGCCUGAUGGAAGAGCGUGAGGAGCCAGCUGCCACCGAGAGGCCAGCCCAGCCGGGAGCUGCCAACCCCCUGGUGGUGGGAGCCGUGGCCCUCCUGGACCUCAGCCUGGCGUUCCUGUUCUCCCAGCUCCUCACCUAAGGCUCCUGCCUGGCCUAAUUCUGGCUUCGGUUGCUGCCUCUUCACUCCUUUGAUCUGCCUUUUUCUUUUUUCUUUUCCUCCUCCUGCUUGUGUUUUCUCCUGUCUUUUUUUUUUUUUUCUCUUCUCCCUUUCCUUUUCUGUUUCCCUUUGUUUUUGUCUCUUGCUUUUUCUUUCCUGCUCUCCUUUCAGAUUCUCUCAUUUAUUCUGGAUCUGUCUCUGUCUUCCUCGCUCCCUUUCCCACCCCAACUCUUUCUUUCUCUAGAUUGUUUACAUAUGAAGGGCUUUUCUUGCUCAGAGUCGCUCUCUUCUCUGAGACACACAAAUCUAAGUCAGACCAUUGCCCCACACCCUGCCCAUCUUUUCUUUAGACCUGAACUUGGAUGAGGGUGGGGUUUUGGUGUCCUGAGGAGUCUCCUGGAAGGUGAGUGGAAAGGAGGAAGAAAAUGGAGGACGGACUAUACUGGUCAAGGCACUGGUCGAGCUCUGUGGCUCCCUAACCCAGGGCCCUGUUGCCCCUCUGAGGCCUAGUGAAAAAGCUGGAGGAGGUACAGUCACCAUCUCUGACUUUGGAGGAUCCUAUCCCCCCUCCAAGCACUGAGAUAGGUGCUUCCCUAAUCCCAUCCUUCCCUGAAAAAGAGAUAUGGAGGGAAAUGAAGAGGGAAGACUCUUAGCAUCUCCCACGUUCUUUCCUCAACUGCCAGCCCCUCAUCCAACCCCCUAGGGUGGCAUGCCAUGUCAAGAGCAACGUGUAAAGGAAAGAAAGAGCCCAAUGCAGCCAAGUCCACCCACUGACCUCUCCCACCCUUCUCUCUCCCCUAAGAAUUUAUUUGGUUGGUCUGGACUCACUUGUGGCCUUUGAUUAAAUUUCUAAGGGGCCUGAAGAAGACAUUCCUACUGCCGAGGGUUAGAGGCACUUGAACGAGGACACCACUCCCCAGCUCUGGCGGUUGUGUUGGGGGAGGCAGUUUUGGGGAAUGGAACCCGACCAGUUAGUUGACAGGAACUCACAGGGCAGCAAAAGUUGUGACAAGCUUAAUCUCUACGUGGGUUAUAUCUCUUCCCGCAUCAGAUCAGAAUCUUGUGAAAUGGGUAAACAGAAAAAGGGAUCACUGGAAGCCAAUGUACCAUACACUUUCCAGGCAGGGCAGAGGUGGGCGGAGAGCCCUGUUUGAGGUGGUGGCUGAUCCCUGGUACUAACUUUCCCUGGGGCAGGAAGCCCUAGGAAGAGGGGACUGUAAGGUCCCCAGGGGAUCUUUCCUCCCUCCCCUGCAUGAGGCAGAGGCAAGCUGCCUGCCAAACCCCUCCCUCAAGGAAUGGCCUUGCCUGGGAAUGCCCACCACACACACACACACACACACACACACACACACACCCUCUUCUUUUUUUCUAGUCAAACUCUGUUUACUCCUUGGCCUGCCACCUUCCUUCCUCCCCUCUCAGCCUCUACUUCUGAUUUCUAUUUCAUGGAAUUUGGGAUUGAAGUUAAACUACAACAGUGCCGCCAACACCA